AUGCCUGAUGAGUUUGAUAUGUUUGCCGCCUCUUCGGAUGAGGAGGAAGAAAUUGCACCCAGGAAAAGACCUCUCGAUGGCGUCGAGGAACCAUUGGCCAAAAAUCUAAGAGCAGCAGAUGGUUAUCAAGACAAUGAAGGUUAUUAUGUUGCAUCUGUUGGUGAGAUAAUUGGCGAACGUUAUAAGGUACUGUCGGGCUUGUGUGGCAAGGGAGUUUUCUCCUCUGUGUUACGAGGCCAGAAUAUAUCCACGGGGGAAAUGGUUGCUAUAAAGUGCAUAAGAAAAUCAGACUUUACUCGUGAUGCAGGAAUGAAGGAGAUUGAGAAGCUAAAGCAGCUGCAUUCUCGCGAUCCUUUAGGCAAUCGGCCCAUAGUAAGAUACUUUGGGCAUUUCGACAAUGAAGGACAUCUUUGUAUUGUAUGCGAAUGUCUAAAGGAGGAUUUGCGUUCACAUAUCAAAGGGUGUGGACGAGGCGGUGGUCUGGAUCUAGAUGUAGUUCUUGGUUAUAGCCGUCAAUUGGUUGAAGGGCUCCUAUUCCUAAAAGAGUGUGGCAUUGUACAUGGUGAUAUAAAGCCAGAUAAUAUAUUGGUUGGAGGACUAUCGAGCGAUGCUAAUGAUGAUGUAUCGGUGGAUCAUGGAACUAUCAAGCUAUGUGAUCUUGGAUCAGCUAAAUUUGAAAGUGAAUUGGACGCAAGCGAUGAGAUGGUCCCAAGGUAUUAUCGAGCACCUGAAAUAUACCUUGGUUGUAAGUAUUCGUAUCCAAUUGAUAUGUGGGCAACGAUGUGUACUAUAUAUGAGCUUUGUACUGGCAGGUUUCUAUUCAAUGGUCCAAGCCCGUCCCAUAUGCUCUUAGACCUAAUGAAGCUUAAAGGCAAAAUUCCCAACAAAAUGCUCAAGAAUGGACUUCACACAAAACUGUAUUUCAACGAAAAUCUACAGUCACUGAAACUGCUAAAAGACACUGGCUGCCCAGUCAAACCAUCCGUCAACAUAUAUGACCUUCUAAAUACUCAUAAUAAAUCAUUGCAAGGUAAUUUUAGCACUCCCUAG
Gregarina niphandrodes is the source of this 1050-nucleotide messenger RNA. Its product is annotated as putative serine/threonine protein kinase. The coding region runs from base 1 to 1050 and encodes 349 amino acids. Gene Ontology annotation, molecular function: protein serine/threonine kinase activity; ATP binding. The record is from RefSeq and is a predicted model, not a curated record. The transcript has 3 exons. Lineage: Eukaryota; Apicomplexa; Conoidasida; Eugregarinorida; Gregarinidae. Gene Ontology annotation, biological process: peptidyl-serine phosphorylation; peptidyl-threonine phosphorylation.